GAGAGGAACAGAACAGAGUUGUAACAUAGGGAGCAAGUAGCAACGGCGAUAGAGGUUAUAGAGAUCGCCACUAUCGCCGUCGCCGUCGGCCUUUGGUGGGUCAAAUGCAGAAGAGGUAACGACCAAAAAUGUCCUCUCACGACCGAGCUGCAGCGUCUUUCUCCGCAAAGAUCACCCUAGCGGCCGAUGGCGCCGUCAUCGGCCUAAUGUUGGCCUACUUAGCGAUACGAAGCAUUAUCGAUUUCAGUAGCACCUCUUCAGCACUUCGCAAAAUCCGCCGAGCUCCAGCCGUUCAAGUUUCCGAUCUCCGCAUCCUCCUGUCUUCUCCCGACGACAACAACAAUAGCGAUAACACCAGCAACGUCGGCGAUUCUGAAGCCACUGACGGAAAGCUUCUUGUCGUUCGUGGUCACGUCGAGGCGAAAUCGGUGGUCGAUGGGAAUUGGAGAAACUUGAGGCCUAACGUUCUGGUCUCGCAUGAGUCCGUGGAGAGAGGAGUUGUGUUACAGAGAACACAGACGUGUAUCUACAAUGAGUGGAGAGAACCGUUUGGAUGGAUGAUAUCUGACUUGCGCAACGUCAUUGGAAGAUCCUGGAAAGAACAGAAGUCUACCUCAUCAAAAACGGUUCCAUUUAUUCUUGUUGAAGGUGGGUGGCCACGUACUGAUUAUGUUAUUGUCAAUUUGGAUGGUUCAAGGCAUCCUUUACCUCUUAUGACGGUUUAUCAUCAGUUGCAGCCAGUCCGUGCUUCUCCCUAUACUUUCCUCCAGGCACUUUUUGGUCAUGAAUAUCCCGUUGGUUUGCUAGAUGAAGAGAAAAUUCUUCCACUGGGAAAGGAAAUAAGUGCAGUUGGCAUUUGCAGAUUGCAAGAUGGAACUCCUGAGAUUAAGUCUUGCAAGGACCUUCCCAUUUUCUUGUCCGACAUGACCAAGGAGCAGAUGGUGGUAGAUCUUGCUGUUAGGAAUUUUCUGUUAUGGAGUGGCAUUCUUCUUGGCUCAUUGUCAUUUGGUAUUUUAGGCUACGCUAUUGUUAGGAACUGGAAUAGAUGGAAAGAAUGGAGACAGUUAAGGCAGGCCCAUCAGCCUGCUGAUGCUGAAAUUGAAAGAGAUGAGGAUGUUGGUGAUAUUCCGGAUGGCGAUUUGUGUGUGAUUUGUUUGCUGCGGAGGCGGCGAUCUGCUUUUCUUCCAUGUGGGCAUCUAGUUUGCUGCCAAGGCUGUUCCCUAUCAGUUCAGUGUGGAUCAGCUCCUAAGUGCCCUGUGUGUAGGCAGACCAUUGGGACUUCCAUUAGAAUUUACAGUACUUGAAUGUACUAGUCAAUACCAGUCUCUCCCUUGAACUUCUGUAGUUUUGCUUCUAAUAUCUUCCCUCUGAAAAUUCUUAAGUGUUGUAAAAAUCGUCAGUCUGUGUAAAGGACUACUGUUGAAAUGCUGCAAAUGGUUUGAGGAUGGAUGCCUUGUAAAUAUCGUCAGUUUUAGUGUGAAGGACUCUACAGUCUA
Molecule: messenger RNA, 1496 nt
Organism: Macadamia integrifolia
Lineage: Eukaryota; Viridiplantae; Streptophyta; Magnoliopsida; Proteales; Proteaceae
Product: E3 ubiquitin-protein ligase SPL2-like
Biological process (GO): organelle organization; protein ubiquitination
Molecular function (GO): ubiquitin-protein transferase activity
Source: RefSeq, a predicted model, not a curated record